CCCUGGGCCAGAGUUGUCCGGAGCCUGCUCCCACUCCCAACCAGCGCACAUCCCUCUCCAUCCUUCCCUCCCCCCGCCUGCCGCGGCACCGGUCGCCGCAGCCGCAGCCCGGAGCCGGUGAGGCGGCGAAGGGGGGAGGGGGAGGAAGCAAGGGAUGAACGCCGGGAGGGCGUCGGAGGCCCUGAGCCGGACUAGGACACCCCUGGAGCCUAAACCCGACCCGGAGCCAGAGCCGAACCACCGCUGCAGACCCCUCCCCCUAGGAGGCGCCCUGGCCCGUGUUCGCCCCCCAGGGCCUCAUGUCGGAACCACAGCCUGACCUGGAGCCGCCCCAGCAUGGGCUGUACAUGCUCUUCCUGCUUGUGUUGGUCUUCUUCCUCAUGGGCCUGGUAGGCUUCAUGAUCUGCCACGUGCUUAAGAAGAAGGGCUACCGCUGCCGCACAUCGAGGGGCUCAGAGCCUGACGACGCCCAGCUCCAGGCCUCUGAGGAUGAUGACAUGAAUGAGGACACAGUAGAGAGGAUUGUUCGCUGCAUCAUCCAAAAUGAAGCCAAUGCUGAGGCUCUGAAGGAGAUGCUGGGGGACAGUGAAGGAGAAGGGACGAUGCAGCUAUCCAGUGUGGAUGCCACCUCCAGCCUGCAGGAUGGAGCCCCCUCCCACCAUCACACAGUGCACCUGGGCUCUGCAGCCCCUUGCAUCCACUGCAGCCGCAACAAGAGACCUCCACUUGUCCGUCAGGGCCGUUCCAAGGAAGGAAAGAGCCGUCCCCGGCCUGGGGAGACCACCGUGUUCUCUGUGGGCAGGUUUCGGGUGACACACAUUGAGAAACGCCAUGGGCUUCAUGAACGUGAUGGCUCUCCUACAGACAGAAGCUGGGGCUCUGGUGGGGGGCAGGACCUAGGGUCUGGUCAGGGGUCUGGGGGAGGGCAGUCCAGUGCAGGGAUGGCUGCUAUGGAGACACUGCCCCCUGACAGGCCACAGCCGCAGUCCCUAGCCAGCCCCCCAGUGCAGAAUGGGGAACUCAGGGACAGCAGCAUAGUUCCUUGUGCACUUGAGGGGAACCCUGGAGCCUCUGCAGAGUCGGCGGUGGGUGUUGGAAGCAGGGGCCCAAGCCCAGGGCUGCCCAGUCAAGAGGCAAAUGGACAGCCAACCAAACUAGACACUUCAGAUCACCAGGUGUCCCCAUCACAGGGAGUAGGGGGUGUGUGAGUCUUCUUCAUUCUUCGCUGCUGCUGAACAGACUACCAGCUGGCAGAGCCAGGGGUGGGUGGGCAUGAAGACCCUUCCUUCCACUGGACAGCACUGCCCCCAGCUAAGGGGCCAGCCUUACUUCCACCUGGAGUUGCACGGUCUCAAGCUGAGGGACCUCGGGAGAACCACCGCUCAACAUGCCCCUCAGUCUCUUCCCCUUCCCUUGCCUGCCAACAGGCUGCCUGUCCUACCACCUCACUCCAUAUGCUAGAGCGUGGCAGCUGGGAACAGGCCCGUCUUUGGUGGACCCCUAAAGCAAUAGCACCUUUGACCCCCUGCCCUCUUGGCACAAGAGGUCCAGGCCUUGGCUUGGGCUUUCUGCCCUUUAUUCACUGUUAAUAAAUCAGCUCAGAUCAUUA
Messenger RNA from Chrysochloris asiatica (Cape golden mole), 1609 nucleotides. It is a transcript of the gene RELL2, whose product is annotated as RELT-like 2. The record is from RefSeq and is a predicted model, not a curated record. Gene Ontology annotation, biological process: positive regulation of p38MAPK cascade; positive regulation of cell-substrate adhesion. The transcript is spliced from 9 exons. Lineage: Eukaryota; Metazoa; Chordata; Mammalia; Afrosoricida; Chrysochloridae. The coding region runs from base 300 to 1208 and encodes 302 amino acids.